This is a messenger RNA of Neoarthrinium moseri, 1497 nucleotides long. RefSeq lists its product as uncharacterized. Gene Ontology annotation, cellular component: cytoplasm. The record is from RefSeq and is a predicted model, not a curated record. Bases 1 to 1497 code for a protein of 498 amino acids. Lineage: Eukaryota; Fungi; Ascomycota; Sordariomycetes; Amphisphaeriales; Apiosporaceae. Gene Ontology annotation, molecular function: protein serine/threonine kinase activity; ATP binding. The transcript is spliced from 2 exons. Gene Ontology annotation, biological process: autophagy; peptidyl-serine phosphorylation.
AUGCAUAAUGUGCCAGUAUACGGAUAUCCCUCGCCCCCGGCUUCGCCAUCAUACGAUGACCAGAACUGUGCCUUCCAACAGCCCUUUGCAGUACCGGCCGUCUGCCAGCCUCGUUAUAUGCCAGUCGCCCCGGAAAGCAGAAUAGGGAAGUUUCUUGGCGACAGCCUCCGCCUGGUUGGGAUCCUAGGUACCGGAGCCUAUGGCGUGGUUUAUUCAGCGAUAGAUGUCAAGACCGGAAUUCAGUAUGCCGUCAAGACCCUGAGCAAAUUUAACGUGGAUGGAACGCCAUUGGACCGUCGACAGAUUGCUUUCCAGCAACGGGAGUUACGGCUUCAUUACCUCGCGUCGGCACACCCCAAUGUUGUUUCCAUGUUGAAGAUUGUGGACGACCCGGACUGCACGUAUGUUGUGCUAGAGUUCUGCCCGGAAGGGGAUCUGUUCUACAACAUCACCGAGUGCGGCCAGUAUGUCGGUAAGGAUGACCUGGCCAAGAGCGUCUUCCUUCAAAUUCUGGAUGCCGUGGAGCACUGCCAUACGUUGGGAGUUUACCACAGAGACCUCAAGCCGGAAAACAUCCUCGUUUCGAACCGGGGAGAAACCGUCAAGCUUGCCGACUUUGGACUGGCUACUUCAUCUGACCGCUCCGAGGAUUAUGGAUGUGGCUCCACUUUCUACAUGUCGCCAGAGUGCUUAGAUCCAUCAUCUCGGAGGCCGUUUUACUAUUGCGCCCCCAACGACGUAUGGAGUCUGGGUGUCAUUCUGGUCAACCUGACCUGUGGCCGCAACCCAUGGAAGCAGGCAUCGUUUGAUGAUUCCACCUAUCGUGCCUUCACCCGGAGUCCUGAUUUCCUUAAAACCAUUCUUCCAUUGUCGGAUGAACUGAACGACAUCUUGGCAAGGAUUUUCGCUCGCAACCCAGAACAAAGAAUUACGUUAUCGGAGCUUCGAAACAGCAUCCUCGCAUGCGCGCGAUUCACUAUUCCAGUGAUGAACGCAGCUCAAUCACUUCCAUCGCCCCCUGCAUCACCGGAACCCAUUGAUUACGUUUAUCAAGAUGCAGCUUCGGGCGACUUUACUUAUGACGCACCACUUUCACCUGCCGCCUCGGACUCGGAUGGAGAGUCCACAUGCUCGUCUGACGAUGGAUCCUUGACCUCAAGCGCCUCUACAAUCGAGGACUUGGAUGACGACGACUUUAUCCAGGAUGAGGAGAUGCCAGUACAAGAGAUGUUGGAGCCGAUGUUAUUUGACCCAGAGGAAUCCAAGGUGUUUGCCCAGGACUAUGCCCAACAAUACCAAGGGUCUGUGGUCGAACCGUGUCAGCCAUGUCAGGUUCCCAUCUCGGUUCCCGUACAGCCUAGCUACGUUUCGAAACUCCCACAGCUUCCGUACAUCUGGGACAUGUUCAACAAGUACACGCAACCAGCACCGCUGCACCACCCUCUGGCUUUCCAUCAUCAGGCACCAAUCUUUGCCAACAUGCAAGGCUGCUACUAA